AUGUUGCCUCAGCAACCCAACCGCAACACAGAAAUCCGCGACACGGCAUCGUGGACAAAGAAGACACCGGGCCCGCGAUACAAAUAUCUCACUCCAUCUCCAGAAGCUCACCUCUCACCAAUAACGACCACAAUGUCCUCCGCCGAUACUCGGGCCGUCCAGCUCCAGCGCGAAGGCCAAGUAGCCUACCGUAACAAAGACUACACCAAGGCCAUCAAGCUCUUUUCCCAGGCUCUCGAAAUCCCCAGAACCACCACUGCUAUGCAGCUCCACAUCCUUGACAAUCGCGCGGCAGCAAAGGAAAAGGUCGGAAAUGAGGUAUCCCUCAAAGGGGCUCUCGCAGAUGCCCGCCAGAUGAUAAAGCUGCAGAAGACAUAUGUCAAUGGCUACCUCCGCACUGGCAAGAUCCUCCAGCUCCAGGGCUGCCAUCAAAACGCAUUGAACCUCUAUAAGUACGGUUUGGAGAAGCUGGAGCCCUCUGAUGAGAAUGGGAAGGAGCUGCUGGAGAAGAUGUAUGAGAAGGUUCAUGCCCGGGUUGAACCGCCAAAGGCAAAGAUGGUGGAUAUGAUGACCGUGCUGCCGGUGGAGCUGCUAGACAUGAUCAUCCAAUAUAUCCCAUUCCCGAGCUUGAUCCUUGCUCAGGGCGUGUCGAAAUCGUGGCGCAACUUUCUUAUUAAUUCCUCAAAAACUUAUGUUGAGCUCGAUUUCUCCUCUGCAAAGAAGCCGCUUAGCAGGUCUACAGUUAUGCUUGCUGCCCAGCGCACGCAGAACAACGUCAGGAAAGCGGUGUUCAACCGGCUGGAAUUCCGAGGCGUUCAACCGUUAAUCCACCUUGCAACUCUAAACCCAGGCUUGACAGAACUCCAGCUCCUGGGAUACGAGCAGCCUCUCCCCGUCGUGGACAUCGUGAAGCACACCGAGAACCUAAGAAAGCUGAUUAUAAAAAGCGCUGUGCGUACGCAGGUCAUAUCGCAAAUUCUGGCCCAAUGCCGCAGUCUCGAAUGCUUUGAAUGCUUCGAUGUCGACCACAUGGGCUUCCGUGGCUGGACCUUUGAAAAUAAGAGCAACCUCAAAAGACUAUAUCUCAGAAUCGUCAAAGAGGAAUAUCAACCCUCCGACCAGAUGCUUCCAGCCCUAGUGGCGCAUCUCCCGGAGCUUCGUGAACUGGAAGUUUCAGAGUACGGCCCUCGCCAAACCGACCAGCUCGACUUGACGGCUGCGCCCCACCUCACCGUCCUGAGGUUGCGCAAGGUCGCAAUCACAGUUCUUCCCCUCCUCCCCCGUACAAUCAAGCAUCUUACCCUCGCAAGGCUUCCGAACUUGAGUAUUGUUCCCGAUGAUAUUCUUAAGUCACCCCUUCCAGCACUACAGGAACUAGACUUAUCCUACAACCCGAAUAUCAGAAAGAACACCUUGCUCCUUCUCCUCGAUUCAGUGUCGCCGCGUAAGCUGGUCCUGGACAUGUGCCCACGCCUCGACUUUGGGACAGUUGAUUGGCUACUUCCAUGCGGCAGCAAAUUGGAGGAAUUGUCGGUGGUGGGGAACUCAACGUUUAGUGAUAGCGUUAGCAAGGAAAUGGCGGGGUUCAAGAUGCUGAAGAGAUUGGAUAUAGGUAAUACUAAGAUUACAGGCAUCGGGCUACUGAACCUUAUCAGGAUGUCGCAGAAGGAAGGUAGUGGUGGGGGGCUACAGUAUGUCGGGUGUGAUAUGUGUGAAGGAGUAGGGCAUGAUGCGGUCCAUGUGGCUAGAAAGAUGGGGGUUGUUGUUUCCCAUAGAAUGUUGACUGAAUAUGGUGGGAAAAAAGUUCGGUAUUCUGAAUAG
This is a messenger RNA of Morchella importuna, 1821 nucleotides long. RefSeq lists its product as uncharacterized. The transcript has a single exon. NCBI's taxonomy places the organism in Eukaryota, Fungi, Ascomycota, Pezizomycetes, Pezizales, Morchellaceae. The coding region runs from base 1 to 1821 and encodes 606 amino acids. Gene Ontology annotation, molecular function: molecular adaptor activity; protein binding. Gene Ontology annotation, biological process: post-translational protein targeting to endoplasmic reticulum membrane. The record is from RefSeq and is a predicted model, not a curated record. Gene Ontology annotation, cellular component: membrane; TRC complex.